Molecule: messenger RNA, 2678 nt
Organism: Aegilops tauschii subsp. strangulata
Lineage: Eukaryota; Viridiplantae; Streptophyta; Magnoliopsida; Poales; Poaceae
Product: putative cyclic nucleotide-gated ion channel 8
Biological process (GO): potassium ion transport; transmembrane transport
Cellular component (GO): membrane
Molecular function (GO): voltage-gated potassium channel activity
Source: RefSeq, a predicted model, not a curated record
GCGAAGCCUCGUUGACCGCUUCGCCUCGUCUUGCCUACCACCCUCCCUCCUCGCCUUCCUUCUCCGAACCCGUGCUUCCGCCCGCUGCUUCCCCUUCCCCUCCCCCAACUCCCCUACGCUCCCCUCCAGACCUCGCCGCCGGCCCCCUCGCCUCCCUCCCCCGCGCGGCCCGCAGAUCAGAGCAUUUUGUGGAAGGACGGACUGCGGGUUGCUUUUGGUACCAUCAGCUAAAGGGUCGGUAGAUUGAUGGCAGUUAUUGGGGCCGUGGAGGAUCUCUCGCCAGCUCUGCUCUUCCUUUGACAUAGCCGUAUGUUUGAUUGUGGUUAGAAAGCUCAAUACAUGGACAGAUACAGAGAGGACUUUAAGAGGCUGGAUGAGUUUAGCCCUAGAUCAUCUGUACAAUCUGAAAUUGGUGGGAGGAGCAGCCUGAGGUUCAGCAUGCCUGGGUUCGGUUAUGAUUCGUUUAAUCCACUAAGAUCAUUCAUGUCAGGGCUGAGAAAGAGUUCUGGAAGACUCAAAUCACUUAGGCACCCCAAUCCAUCUGGUGCUCCUAAGACAGCUUUUGCAGAAGAUCUUAAAUCUUUUAAGAAGAAUAUAUUUGAUCCCCAGCAAAAGUUCCUGCUGCGAAUGAAUAGAUUUUUCUUCCUGUCAUGUAUUUUCGCUGUUGCAGUUGAUCCACUCUUCUUCUUCCUACCCGUCAUCGACAACUCAAAUUGCAUCGGUAUAGAUAAGAAAUUGGCAGUGACAUCAACAGUAGUACGGACUAUUAUUGACUCUGUCUAUCUUAUCCGUGUGUUUCUUCAAUUCCGCACUGCUUAUGUUGCUCCAUCUUCUCGAGUGUUUGGAAGUGGCGAGCUUGUGAUUGAUCCAACGCUAAUUGCGAUGCGUUACAUUAAAAGUUACUUCCUAAUGGACUUCUUCGCACUGUUACCACUUCCACAGAUUGUUGUUUGGAGAUAUCUCCACAGUUCUGAUGGUCCAGAUGUGCUGGCUACAAAAGAUGCACUGGUUUGGGUUGUCCUGUGCCAAUACAUUCCAAGGUUGCUAAGGAUAUUCCCUGUGACCAAAGAUUUGAAAAGGACAGCUGGUGUUUUUAUUGAGACUGCGUGGGCUGGUGCUGGUUACUAUCUUCUCUGGUUUAUGCUUGCUGGCCAUAAUGUUGGUACUCUGUGGUACUUCUUAUCCAUAGAGCGCAAAGAUAGCUGCUGGCUUGCCAACUGUCAUGCCACAGAUGGUUGUGAACCCACCUACUUGUAUUGUAGUGAGAAUCAUGGUGGCAGUGAGAGGUACAAAAAUUGGAGUACGAGUACCCCAAUAUUUAAUCAGUGCAAUGGCACUGAUGAAUCUUUCAAUUUUGGUAUCUAUCAGCAAGCAUUGGUGUCUGGAAUACUUGGUCCAGGAAAUUUUGUCUCUAAAAGUUGUUAUUGCUUCUGGUGGGGAUUACAAAAUUUAAGUACCCUUGGCCAAGGGUUUGUAACAAGUACAUAUCCCUGGGAGGUGUUAUUCUCCAUUGCAAUAUGCAUCCUUGGACUGAUUCUCUUUGCGCUCCUCAUCGGUAACAUGCAGACCUACCUUCAAUCAGUUGCUAUACGCCUUGAAGAGAUGAGAGUUAAGAAGCGUGAUGCUGAGCAGUGGAUGCAUCACCGAUCACUGCCGCCGGAUAUCAGAGAACGAGUAAGGCGGUAUGAACGGUAUAGGUGGUUGGAGACCAGAGGAGUAGAUGAAGAAAAUUUGGUUCAAACCCUUCCAAAAGACCUUAGGAGGGACAUCAAACGCCAUCUCUGUUUGGGUUUAGUGAAAAGGGUACCUUUGUUUGAGAAUAUGGAUGAAAGACUACUAGAUGCAAUAUGCGAGCGAUUAAGACCUGCACUCUACACUGAACAUGAAUACAUUUUGAGGGAAGGUGAUCCAGUGGAUGAGAUGCAAUUUAUUCUCCAUGGUUCCUUGGAGAGUGUGACUACUGAUGGAGGCCGAAGUGGGUUCUUCAACAAGGUCCAGCUAAAGGAGGGUUCUUUCUGUGGCGACGAGCUGCUCACUUGGGCAUUGGACCCCAAGUCUGGUGCUAACUUCCCGGUUUCGUCCAGGACAGUGAAGGCUCUUAGCGAGGUCGAGGCAUUCUCCCUGCGUGCCGACGAGCUGAAAUUCGUGGCCAGUCAGUUCAGGAGGCUGCACAGCAGGCAAGUUCAGCACACAUUCCGGUUCUACUCCCAGCAAUGGAGGACCUGGGGAGCCUGCUUCAUCCAGGCGGCCUGGCGCCGCUACUACAAGCGGAAGAUGGCCGAGCAGCGCCGGAGGGAAGAGGAGGCCGCAAACCGCCAGAGCAGCAGCAGCAGCGGCCCGAGCCUGGGAGCGACCAUCUACGCGUCCCGGUUCGCGGCCAACGCGCUCCGGGGAGUCCACCGGCUUCGGAGCAAGGCUGCUGCUCUCCCCAUUGUGAGAGUGCCGAAGCCCUCGGAGCCAGAUUUUGGCGUCGACGUUGACGACGCGGACUAACAAAAACAGACCAUACUGGGAAUUACCUGUGCUAAUUAAUUAAUUAAGCUGAUACUUCAGGCGUGUAGAUUGUGUACAAAAUUCAAAAGACAGCAGCCGCACACAACAUUGUGAUGAUUGUAAAAGUUUUACUGCUCCAAGGAGUAUAGAAGAUGCAAAUGUAGUAUAAUGUUUCAGUUUUGCUA